CCGAAACCACGCUUUCCGAGAAGUGUCGGAGUCAUUAAUAAGUAUCCCGGGAGCAUCGCACCCGGUCCUUGCUGUCGUUUUAUUUUCUGGCCUCCGAAUUUCGCUCGCCUCUGUCUGUCCGCAGUGAAGGAAGGGAGGAAGGAAUACUCUCCAAUGGCGCAGUUGCUUCGGGCCGGGCUUUCGGGUCGCAUAUCGGGUUCUGGUGCAGGCGGAGCUGUGAGAUCCAUGUCCACGGCGUGGUGGAGCGCUGUGCAGCCGGCUGCCAAGGAUCCGAUUCUCGGCGUUACCGAAGCUUUCCUUGCCGAUCCUAGUCCGGAGAAAGUUAACGUCGGCGUUGGCGCUUAUCGUGACGAUAAUGGAAAGCCGGUGGUGCUUGAGUGCGUCAGAGAAGCGGAAAGGAGGAUCGCCGGAAGUCUUAAUAUGGAAUAUCUUCCAAUGGGCGGAAGCGUAAAGAUGGUUGAGGAGACAUUGAAGCUGGCUUAUGGGGAGAAUUCCGGCUUGAUCAAAGACAAACGUAUUGCUGCAGUGCAAGCUCUUUCGGGGACUGGUGCAUGCAGGCUCUUUGCGGAUUUCCAGAAGCGUUUCUCCCCUGAUUCGCAAAUAUACAUUCCUGUGCCGACUUGGGCUAAUCAUCACAACAUCUGGAGGGAUGCCCAAGUUCCUCAGAGAACAUACCACUAUUAUCAUCCAGAAUCGAGGGGUUUGGACUUUGCUUCGAUGAUGGAUGACAUAAAGAAUGCUCCCAAUGGAUCAUUUUUCCUGCUUCAUGCCUGUGCACAUAAUCCAACUGGAGUGGAUCCAACAGAAGAACAGUGGAAGGAGAUAUCAUACCAAAUGAAGGUUAAAGGACAUUUUGCCUUUUUCGAUAUGGCAUAUCAAGGUUUUGCAAGUGGUGAUCCAGAAAGAGAUGCAAAGGCUAUUCGAAUUUUCCUCGAAGAUGGCCAUCAAAUAGGCUGUGCCCAAUCAUAUGCAAAGAACAUGGGACUUUACGGUCAGAGAGUUGGUUGCCUCAGUGUUGUCUGCGAUGACGAGAAACAAGCCGUGGCAGUGAAGAGCCAGUUACAGCAACUUGCAAGGCCCAUGUACAGUAACCCACCUGUUCAUGGCGCCCACAUCGUUUCCACCAUUCUCGGAGAUCCCAGCCUGAAAAGCCUGUGGCUCAAGGAAGUAAAAGGAAUGGCGGAUCGAAUAAUUGGAAUGAGAACUGCCCUAAAAGAAAAUCUCGAGAAGUUGGGUUCACCUCUCUCAUGGGAGCACAUAACCAAGCAGAUUGGCAUGUUUUGCUACAGUGGAAUGACACCCGAGCAAGUAGAUCGCCUAACAAAGGAGUUCCAUAUUUACAUGACUCGCAACGGCCGUAUUAGUAUGGCUGGAGUGACGACGGGCAACGUCGGGUACUUGGCUAAGGCUAUACACGAGGUCACAAAAUGAGGUUAGAGGUGUGUGAAUUGUUAUGAAAUUAUGAUGAUGAUGAUGAUUCUUCAUUUUUGAUACAUAACAUAACAUGAGGAGACUGAAUAAAAUGGAAUCAGGAGAUGAUAGCUUCCUCUUGAUUUCAGAAAUGUUAUUUAUCAUUUUUGGUGGACUAAUAAUAAUAAUAAUUUAUGAAUGAACUAACCAUUGGAAUUGCUUAUUACAA
Andrographis paniculata is the source of this 1639-nucleotide messenger RNA. RefSeq names its product aspartate aminotransferase, mitochondrial. The coding region runs from base 154 to 1431 and encodes 425 amino acids. The transcript is spliced from 10 exons. The record is from RefSeq and is a predicted model, not a curated record. Lineage: Eukaryota; Viridiplantae; Streptophyta; Magnoliopsida; Lamiales; Acanthaceae. Gene Ontology annotation, biological process: amino acid metabolic process; biosynthetic process. Gene Ontology annotation, molecular function: pyridoxal phosphate binding; L-aspartate:2-oxoglutarate transaminase activity. Gene Ontology annotation, cellular component: mitochondrion.